Molecule: messenger RNA, 609 nt
Organism: Nipponia nippon (crested ibis)
Lineage: Eukaryota; Metazoa; Chordata; Aves; Pelecaniformes; Threskiornithidae
Source: RefSeq, a predicted model, not a curated record
AUGUUCCAUUUUAUAUGUUUUGACUUGAGUAUUGAUAUGGACAGUGUUUCCUCAGGCUCUUCUCUACAGUUCCUUGCCAAACUGCUUCGUGAUGCUCAAGAAUCAGAUGAUGAUGAUGAACAUGUGCCACGCUGUUCUGUUAGCGCCAUGACUCCUGGUAGUAUUGGACCAGUAAAGAAAGAGACCACUGGUACUUUUCAAGUGAAAUCUGAAAACAGCAAAACUAUUUGGAACACAGAGGAGGUCCCAGAAGGAUCUGAGUUUGAUGAUACCUGGGACCCUAGAGAACAGCCAGAGUAUCAGAUUUUAUUCAAACAGUGUGUGGGAACAGAGGAUGUCUUCUUUGGGAUGAGCAGAAAAGACCCUUCCACAGCCUGCUGCGAAGAUAUGGUGAUUAAAAUCAAGCUGCCAGAGACAAGGUACUCAGACAUCACAUUAGAUAUCCAGGACAAGAUUCUUGACCUUCGAACUCCGAAAAAGAAGCUGCUGCUGCACCUCCCCUACCGUGUAGACAGCAAGAAUGGUAAAGCUCGUUUUCUGUCUGAAGAGGAGACCUUGGAAGUCACCUUGAGAGUAUCAAGGAUGUUUGAUUUCAUAAAUUUUGCCUAA